Messenger RNA from Linum tenue, 1725 nucleotides. NCBI's taxonomy places the organism in Eukaryota, Viridiplantae, Streptophyta, Magnoliopsida, Malpighiales, Linaceae. The record is from the annotation of a GenBank genome assembly.
CUGCCUUAAAACUUGAGAACAGAAGGCCCGUGGAAGAACGACCUACUUCAUAGUUCAUACGGCUCAAGGUCGACGCCUGCCGCCGGCCAUUUGAAGAGAAUCAAAGGGAAGCAAGCCGUGGAGCUACCUGGUAGACGAGAACUAAGAGGCGGCUUGAGGGGGGAAACGAGGAUUUCUGUGAUUGCAGGUUGAGGAGAGCGAUUCGCCAUUUCAGAAGGAAGGGAACGAAGCUUCGAUUUGAAGAGAAGAUAGGGUCUUGAAGGAGUUUUAAGGUAGACGAGGAAGCUUGCUAUCUGCACGGUUCUGCCACCGUUGCUCUUCCGACUGUCUUCGCCGUCAAACACUAGUUCUUGCUCAUUCUCCUAUUCAAUUGUUGCAAACUUUGCUUAGAAAAGUUCAAAGUCUUCGUCUUGUAAGUUUUAUCGAGACGGGUUGUAGGCGGUUAAGAAGGCAGAGAUGGCUCGUCUACGAAAUAAGAACAGGAAGGUGUUCUCCAAGCCGAGUGUGAAAAAGAAGGCAGCACCUACCGUGGAUCAUGUCACUGGCGACAAGAUUCCCAAGAGCUUCGUCUUUUCCAGAGGGAAGUUGCCCGGUUCUCUGAGGCAGCUUCAGAUGGAUUUGAGAAAGUUAAUGCUGCCAUUUACAGCUCUUAAUCUGAAGGAGAAGAAGAGGAACAAUCUCAGGGACUUCUUAAAUGUUGCUGGUCCGAUGGGUGUUACACAUUUUCUGAUGUUGUCCAAAACAGAUGCAGCGCCAUAUAUGAAGGUUGCUAGAACUCCACAAGGACCGACAGUUACAUUUAAGAUCAACCAGUAUUCACUGGCAUCUGAUAUUACUCAGUCUCAAUUGCGCCCUAGAUGUCCACCGGACCUGUACAAGAAUCCUCCUUUGAUUGUUCUUUCUGGCUUUGGGUCUGGAGAACAACAUUUAAAACUGACAACUAUAAUGUUUCAGAAUAUGUUUCCAGCUAUUGACAUCAACACUGUAAAGCUCUCUUCUUGCCAAAGAAUCGUUCUACUCAACUAUAAUAAAGAUACAAAGCUCAUUGACUUUAGGCAUUACUCUAUUCGACUCCAACCUGUGGGUGUCUCCCGCCGGAUCAGAAAGUUUGUGCAGAAUCAUCAAGUUCCUGAUCUCCGGAGUCUCCAGGACGUGAGUGACUUCAUAACAAAGGCUGGUUAUGGAUCAGAAAGUGAAGGAGAUGAGGAAGCAGCAACUGUUACCCUUCCUUGUGAUCUUGGUCGAGUCAAUCGGGCGACUUCGAAAAGUGCUGUCAAGCUUCAAGAGAUUGGCCCGAGGAUGACCCUUCAGCUCCUCAGAGUGGAGGAGGGCUUGUGCUCUGGAACUGUCAUCUUCAGCGAAUACGGAACUGCCAACGACAAGAAAACACCUGGAAAAGAGAAUCAGAAGAAUCAAGGUGGUCAUGAAGAUGACGAAGACGACGACGAUGAUGACGAGGAUGUAGAUGAAGAGCAAGAAGAUGAUGAGGAGGCCUCUGAGUAGAUUGGAAAAAUCAGCCGCUUGAGAGGCGUUGGCUCACCAGAGGAAGUGUUUUUGGUUUCUUUUAAGCGGGAAGGAAAUGCGUUCUUUUUUCCUUCCACCUGUCAACUGUUUUUGCUAUGCUGUGAUAGUGGAACAAAUGCUUGUUAAGUUGUUAUAUACAGUUCCGUUGCUCAAACUAAUGGAUUAAUACAGCAAAAGCCAUAGUUAUCGGCACAUGAUCCU